Drosophila grimshawi is the source of this 1742-nucleotide messenger RNA. RefSeq lists its product as uncharacterized. The transcript is spliced from 2 exons. NCBI's taxonomy places the organism in Eukaryota, Metazoa, Arthropoda, Insecta, Diptera, Drosophilidae. Bases 280 to 1353 code for a protein of 357 amino acids. The record is from RefSeq and is a predicted model, not a curated record.
AUAUCAAAAUAAGAUCGACCGUAAAGUCGACAUCAUAACAUAAAUUAUUUGCGAUUAAUAAUUAUAUAUAGCUUUGCUAACGUGCAAGUAUGCAUCGUUGCAACUUAAAGUAUUAGUUGGCAAUUCUAACGCGUAUUGCUUAGAUGCGAGAGAGAGAGAGAGAGAUAUAUUUAACCAAUCGUAGGCUAAAACAAUAACAAAACCUAAUUGGUGACUAACAGGCGAAAGCUGAAGUCCAAAGACAAUCGAAACAAGAGGCUGGACGAGCUGUUGUAAGUUAUGACCGAAUCGGAUGUAACUCUCAAAAAUGCUGGGACAGCGGUGGAGGUAGCUGGCGCCGCUGGAGCAGUUGGCACUCGCCUUAUGCCGCCCGAAGAGCUGGCCAUGCAAUCGCUUACCAAACAGCUAUACAAAUCAAAGUUCUUUCGUGGCAUUUACCUGGAGCGCUGCUUUGUCGAACAGCUUGGAGGCUAUCGUGAUGUGGUUGUCCUGCAGCGCAGCGAAAGAGAGCUGGAGAAGCUACUGCUGAGUAGCGCAAGCAAAUUGCAAUUGUUCUAUCAACGCUUCGUGCCCAACAUGUGGGUGGGCAUCACUAAGGGCAGCGUGGGCAACUACAAGCACAAACCACACGCGACACAGUUGGACACCUGCGUGUGGACGGAACUACGAGAUAUGGCCUUUGGAGAAUACUGGUUCAGCAUUAAGACACUACGCUUCCGGGAUCGUGAGGUGCAGCUUAAACUGAAAAUGGUUCGUGCCGUUGAGGCAGAGCCAUUGUCAACGCCCCGACACUCGUUAACCAUCAAAAAAGUUAGCCCGAGCAGAGCGAUAACCUCUAGCGACAGAGACGCUGCAGAGAUUGUCACCGAGGAGCAGCAACAUUUACCGCAAAUUGGACUUGAGGACUUUUUGGCUGUGUUGCAGCAGUGGCGUCAGUCCGUUGUAACGACCACAUAUGAGUUUAUGGCCAACGAUGUGAACAAGCGCAAUAUAAUGGGCACCAUUCGUUUCCUCGGACUGCUCAUCUUUUCCAUAUUGAGCGGCGCUGUUGUUGCCCUCCGUUUCAUGGGCAUCUUUGCGGUGCGUUUCCUUUUUGAGGUCAGCCGCUUCACACACACUGCGACACCAAUAGUAUUCAAAUUGAUAGAGUUUGUGAAUAGGAUUGUUGGAGCGUUCUUCAUUCUGCUCACGAUGAUUUGGAAGGAUUUGGUGGUUAAUCGCGGUCGCAACGACGGUGGUCGUUCGAUGCCCAGAGAGCAACUGGAAGCCAACAAUCGUUUCAAGAGCAUCACGUACGAGAGAUCACAUCCUCAUCGGCGCAGUCCGCGCUACGAAUCAUCAAAUUAUCGGUAAUCCCAAAUGGAUUUGAAUUCCAUUCACGUCAAAAUUGUUUGGUGUUUAUUGUCUGCACUGCAUAGCAUUUAGUCACUCACUUGGGCUUUUGGGGUUUGGGGGCUUUGUUUUCUUUCAGAUUGUGUUACUAGCGUUAAAUCCCUCAGAUUUCAGAUUUCGUUGAUGUUUGUGCUGCAAACAUUUUAACAAGAGAUUUUUAAUUUUUUAGGAAUUGCAAAUUUUGGCCAGAUCUUUAGAUAUUGUUGUCAUUUUAACAAUCUCAUGCUCAUUAAUUUAUAAUAUUAAUACAAUGUGUAUUGUUUGCUAAAUUGAUUAUUUCAAAUGUAUAGUCUAGUAGAAUAAUAACCAAUUUUCUGUGAAUAAAAAUGUUAGAAUGAAAAGAAAAAAAA